AUAUUAGUAGAGUAAGUAGUCGGUAAGUUUGUGGGGAUGGAUGAAUAUGUUUCUGACAUUUUCAGGCUAAAACAACUGGACUGAUUGUAAUAGCUGAUAUUCCAGCAUACCACGAAGGCUACAUUUUAUCCCGAUGUUUUCACGGGAUCAGAAAUAAUGCAAGUCGCAAAUGCAUUCAGUCAAUGCCUCGGCGCUGGACCACUGGGGCCUGGUUAUGGAUAUGGACCCAACAUUGCUCCUGGUUUAACCACUCCUUACGGCUUGGGAGCUGGCCUAGCUCCUUCUUCAUUUGGUUUAGCCCCUACUGCCCUUGAGUUAGGUGCCCCUGGACCGUAUGGUAUUGAGGUAGCUCCAGGAUACGGUGGCACUGGUGUCGGUGAUGUCGCUGUCGCUGGUGAGAUGCCAGUCGCUGGCACCACAAUUGUUGCUGGACAAGUGCCAAUCUUGGGUGCCGUGCGCUUUGCUGGUGACUUACCAGCCGCUGGAACUGUUUCAAUCGCUGGUAGUUGCGGCUGUGGAUGCGGCGCUCCUUACCACUAUUGAUUUUGAUCAUUAAAUUUGUUAUAAUAAUAAAUAAAAAAUGAUUUAACUCUA
Messenger RNA from Melitaea cinxia (Glanville fritillary), 594 nucleotides. Its product is annotated as chorion class CA protein ERA.1-like. Gene Ontology annotation, cellular component: egg chorion. NCBI's taxonomy places the organism in Eukaryota, Metazoa, Arthropoda, Insecta, Lepidoptera, Nymphalidae. Gene Ontology annotation, molecular function: structural constituent of egg chorion. Bases 157 to 543 code for a protein of 128 amino acids. Gene Ontology annotation, biological process: multicellular organism development; chorion-containing eggshell formation. The record is from RefSeq and is a predicted model, not a curated record. The transcript is spliced from 2 exons.